This is a messenger RNA of Racocetra fulgida, 278 nucleotides long. NCBI's taxonomy places the organism in Eukaryota, Fungi, Glomeromycota, Glomeromycetes, Diversisporales, Gigasporaceae. The record is from the annotation of a GenBank genome assembly.
AUAGAAAAAUGAAAAGAAUGAAAAAAAAAAAAAGACACAAAAAGCAAAAAAGAAAAAAAGAAGUAAAAAGAGAAGAAAAAGAAGGAAGCAAAAAACAAACAAAAAAAAUAGAAAAAAAAAGACGAAAAGAAGAAAAAGAAGGAUGCGGAAAAGAAGAAAAAGAUGGAUAUAAAAAAGAAGAAUACAAAAAAGAAGAAAAGAAGGAUAUAAAAAAGAAGGAUGAGGAAAAGAAAAAAAGAAAUAAAGCGAAAAAGAAGAAAAAGGCGAAAGAAAAAUAA